CAGUUGACGCGGAGAAUGAAAAGGAAAUUGCGAGGUCGGCGGAGGCGAUGUUUGAGAAAUUUGCAAGGGCGGUGGGGGUCAAAGUGGAGAAACGAAUAAAGGAGCCACAGCCAGAAGUAGUUCCUCCUGCAUCUUUCAUCUCUGAUAGACCACCUGCUGCGGAGGUCGUGGAGCAGCAUCAAGGUGCCACUGUACUAGUUGGCGGCGCAGCUGCAAGGUCAACUGCGGACAAGGAGAUUCGUUGUGCUACUUCCAUCUUCUCAGGUGCUGAAUUAGAACAACAAGAUUCUCCUGGCGAAGAGGACCAAUCUUUCUACGAGAACCUGUUUACAACAGCGAUCUCGGAAGUGAAGCUGCCGCAAAGUGUGAACGCUACAGCUGCCGGGCCGCCGGCUGGGUAUUCUUUACAGCCAUCGAUGUCUAGUUGUGCUUCUUCCAAGAAUCUUGCCCCUCCCUCUCCGAACGUGCUUGUUUUCGGACCGAAUGUGACGUACCCACCUCCGAGUGCGAAAGCCAGCACGCUGGCGGCGAACUCCGGCGCACUGCUUCUCGGUGCGGCCAGUAGUUCUUCUACAGUUCAUCUUGGAGCAGAUGGACCACCUGGUGGUGGACCAGUGAUUACUACACAGAAGGAGCGCGGCUCAACUACACAAUUGGCGGCUUCUUCCCCACCUCCUCAAGGCACUGCAAAAUCCGUUUGUUCCGCGAGCCCUUUGGCUUCCCCACAAACAAAAAUCAUCAGCCGCCGCACUUCCUUACUGCAGCCCCCAUCCCGUUCCCGGCACAGCAGUGGCAGAGGCAGUAGCGAUUAUUUCACAACUUCGCAUUCCCCAGCUCUGGUGAUUCUAUCGCCGCAGCGAAACUCCUUAUCGAAUUCUAGCUCGCCAUCGAAAUUCGGCCCGAAUGGGCAACUGAUCACGAAUUCCUUGGGAAAAACCAGAUCUCGAACCGGAUACUACGCAACGAAAGCGUCGAACUCCGCAGCGAAGAUGCGCGAGGUGCUGGGAUCGAAAACCCCAUUCGAUUGUUUUCAGGAAAAAAAUCCGCAAGAAAUAAACAGUGGCACAACGGUGACAUCCUCGUACAAGAACAGCACAAGCUCUUUACAACUAGCGAUGGGGUCCUCGUCGUCGACCACGACGUCAUCUCUUUUCGGAUCCUCAGCCUUGCCCUUGCAGAGCACCACCGGACCUCCUUCUGUGAUAAAUGGAGAUCAUCUUCGAGCUCCAGUUACUUCGACAGGUUCAACAACGAGCAGCAAGAAAACCGGGCCAGUACAACCUCCGGGUCUUCUGUCUUUCGACCGUCCACCGCGAGGAUUAUUAGCGAGAGGUCAAGCAAAAAGGGUCGCAGGAGGGCCGGACGAGAUGAAUCUUCCAACGACGGAAAACAUCAUGACUUCUGCCCAUCAAAAUCUCACUUCUGAAGGCAGCCCGGGCGAGCCGUCUCGCAUUCGCAAAGUGGCGGUGGCGGCGCCGAGUAAUAAAAGGGGUACUAGAGCGUCGACGAGCAGGGGAAAUAAAUUGAACCGUGCUCUUAGUGACGACGACGAUAGCGACUUUGUGGAAGAAGAUUAUCUCUCCUCGACUUUAAUCCUGCGCGACGAACCAGACCAUGCUGGAUGUAUCUGAUUUUUUCUUCAAUGAUGUAUGAGCUUUUAUUUCAGUACUAGUCUUACCUAUACCUACGUCGUUUCUUUUUUCUGAACAGGAUAUUAAGCGAUCUACGGGUACUGCUCUGUAUCUUUUGUAGCUAGCUUUUUGUGAUGUGUUUCUCUUUCUGCGGGAGUUGAAAAUUCAAACUACCAUGACAGUGCCCCUCUUCCGCUGCUCGGACUGCAAUUUUGGCAGUCGAUCCUUCCGCAGCAUUCGGGCGCACUUGCUGGAAAUGAAGCACAUGAAUGUGCAAGGCCCCUUUCACCACCAAAUCCGGGCGGCCAUCGAAAUCUGUAUGGCCAACGCAGAUAGGGAGUACGAAGCCUUUCACGCACGGGAACAAGCGAUUGACGACGCUUUUGGGAAGUUUUGAGGGGAAUAGAAGAUGUGGGGAGGUUGCUGCAGAAAAUGCACAAUUAAUGUACUGAGUUUUUUGUGAUUGUGAACCAAAGCGACUACAGGAGCAUGACAAAGUAAAAGUAUGUGCUGUGCAGCUGCCUCAGCGACAUAUAACACGACCUGAUGGAACUAAGUACGCAAACCAAUGAAAAUGGAUUCAAUUUCAAAAAUUUAGCGCUGAAAAAGCUUAAGCACCCAAGCGACAUCCAAAUAACGGCUCUGCUAAGACCAGAAGAUAUGCGACCUCGCAUGGCUGACUUCUACAUGUGAUCCACAUGGUAACGCGAUGUAGACGACGAAAUGUGAAGACUAGCA
Molecule: messenger RNA, 2369 nt
Organism: Amoebophrya sp. A120
Lineage: Eukaryota; Dinophyceae; Syndiniales; Amoebophryaceae
Source: the annotation of a GenBank genome assembly